Messenger RNA from Entelurus aequoreus (snake pipefish), 2090 nucleotides. Its product is annotated as serine/threonine-protein kinase OSR1-like. The coding region runs from base 687 to 1937 and encodes 416 amino acids. The transcript has 12 exons. Gene Ontology annotation, biological process: protein phosphorylation. The record is from RefSeq and is a predicted model, not a curated record. Lineage: Eukaryota; Metazoa; Chordata; Actinopteri; Syngnathiformes; Syngnathidae. Gene Ontology annotation, molecular function: protein kinase activity; ATP binding.
CAGACGUACUUUUGUCAGUGAAAUUAGUCAUUUUGUUUCAUCUUGGUAUUGCGCAAAAGGAAGCGAUCUCGCCUAGAAGUCAAACAUAAGAGAAAAUAUCCAUACGAGGCCACCAUUGAAAGUGGGGCGGCAUCCAUUCUCUGUGCACAGGCACGGCUUGUGGGUCGUUUAAACGCUCGGUACAAUGUUGGGUUAACAUGUUUCGACGCAAAGAACACCGCGUUAGACGCCUUGUCGUCCGCAGUGCGGCGCCAGUGUGUCGGUAGUUUGUACUCGGGUUAACGAGGAAUGCUAGCAAAGUUGACAGGAAGCCCCCCACCCCCUCAAAUGCCCAAAAGCAACAUGGCCGCCGAGGAAGUGCAGACUCGCUGAGGCGGUAGGCGGGGCCAAAUGCCCACAAGCAACAUGGCCGCCGAGCAUGCGCACACUCGCUGAGGUGGAAGGCGGGAGGCGGGGCCAAAUGCCCACAAGCAACAUGGCCGCCGAGCGAGCCCACAUUCGCUGAGGGAGGAAUGCGGUAGGCGGGGCCGGCCAGGCUUGUGUCAAACUUUGGGAAUGACAGGAGUGCUGCAGGAGUCGCAAAGAAGGGAAAGUGUCGCCCUUGUUCCUGAUAUUUGGACUACUUGGACUUGUUUGAACGCACACCACUCUUGUUCCUCGACACGCUGGCAACAAAUACCUCAGCAAUGUCGGAGGACCUGACUUGCCAACCUUGGUCCAUCAAGAAAGAUGAUUAUGAGCUACAACAGGUGAUUGGGAGCGGGGCCACCGCUGUGGUUCAAGCCGCCUACUGUGUGCCACGCAAGGAGAAGGUGGCCAUCAAACGCAUCAACCUCGAGAAGUGCCAGACCAACAUGGACGAACUUUUGAAAGAAAUCCAGGCCAUGAGCCAGUGCCACCAUCCCAACAUCGUGUCCUACUACACCUCCUUUGUGGUGAAGGACGAGCUGUGGCUGGUCAUGAAGCUGCUGAGUGGAGGCUCGGUGCUGGACGUGAUCAAGCAUAUCAUCUCACGAGGCGAGCACAAGACGGGCGUCCUGGACCAGGCCAGCAUAGCCACCGUCUUGAAGGAUGUGCUGGAUGGCCUGGAGUACCUGCACAAGAACGGACAGAUACACAGAGAUCUGAAGGCUGGAAACAUUCUCCUUGGUGAUGAUGGAUCCGUGCAAAUCGCAGACUUUGGCGUCAGUGCCUUCCUAGCCACAGGUGGCGACAUGACUCGAAAUAAAGUGCGCAAGACGUUUGUGGGAACGCCGUGUUGGAUGGCGCCGGAGGUCAUGGAGCAGGUCAAAGGUUACGAUUUCAAAGCCGACAUUUGGAGCUUCGGGAUCACGGCCAUCGAGCUGGCCAUUGGGGCGGCGCCGUACCACAAGUACCCUCCAAUGAAGGUGUUGAUGCUGACGCUGCAGAACGACCCCCCCGGCCUGGAGACCGGCGUCACCGACAAGGAGAUGGUGAAGAAAUAUGGCAAGUCCUUCAGGAAGAUGAUCUCCAUGUGUCUGCAGAAGGAUCCGGAGAAGAGGCCGACGUCCUCCGAGUUGUUGAAGCAUAAGUUCUUCACGAAAGCAAAGACUCAUGACUACCUUCUGGAGAAGCUUCUCCAUCGGGCUCCCACGAUAACGGAGCGCUCCAAAAGGGUGCGGCGCGUGCCGGGCUCCAGCGGGCGUCUGCACAAGACGGAGGACGGCGAGUGGGAGUGGAGCGACGACGAGCUGGACGAGGAGAGCGAGGAAGGCAAAGCGGCGGUGGCCGCCCUGAGGGAGCAGCAGGUGAAGCCUGUCGGCGCCCCCCGCCGACAAGUGCGCUUCUCCUACCCGCUGGAGAUUCCUGCGCCCAGGGUUGUUCACUUGCCGCCACGAUACAGAUGGCGUUCCCCUAAUGAGGAAGCACUCUCGCUAGCUAGGCAGGGACACAACAAUAAUAAUAAUAAUAAUUAGGGAUGUCCGAUAAUGGCUUUUUGCCGAUAUCCGAUAUUCCGAUAUUGUCCAACUCUUUAAUUACCGAUACCGAUAUCAACCGAUACCGAUAUCAACCGAUAUAUGCAGUCGUGGAAUUAACACAUUAUUAUACCUAAUUUGGACAACCAGGUA